AUGGGAGACAAGAUAUUAUGCAUGGAUAAGAAAGCUUGGUGGAUUAUUGAAAUCAUCUUCCUCAUCACAAUAAUUGCUUUUGAGCUGGCCACUUUAGCAGUGAAAAGAUGAUUUAAUCAAGGGGAGUCACCAUUCGAUUGGGAAGGUGGACUAUUAUGGCCUACAGAAGACAGUAAAUACCACAGCCACGACUAUACUUAUUAUCACAUUUAUGACAACUGUGACCCCGUCAUGUACAGUGAAGGCUCCUGCAAAGGCUUCAGAAGGCUUUGGGCUGGCGGGUGCGUUUAUGUGCUGUUUGAAUGUUUUUCCUUACUUUUCCUGGUAUUGACAAUUGGAGUCCUUGUAGCAAACUUGUUUACCAAAAAAGUCGCGAUUUGGCUAAGUCUUACAUUUUAUUGGAAUGCAGUGAUGUGGCAGUUCUUAGGAUUCGUAAUAUGGGGAGGAUUAAGCAAAGUCACCUAUAUGAAAGGAAAUUGUGAUGAUAAUAACUGAAAUGGAGGUGAAGAUCAAGCUAAUGUUUGCGCAAAAGAAGGGGCCAAGCUAUCUCUUUUCACUGUAUUAUAUAUUUUCAUAUCCUGUGCAUUCUUUAACAUCAUAUACCUGAUAGGGCGAAAGAAAAAAGAUGACGAGCUUCAAGGAAUUGACAGACUGCCAGCAUUUAAAGAUAAUAAAGAAAACCUUCUUGCAGAUGAAGGUAAAACUCGAAAGAAGAAAAAGCAUAAAAUUCAAGAGCCAGAGCAGUAA
This is a messenger RNA of Blepharisma stoltei, 747 nucleotides long. The record is from the annotation of a GenBank genome assembly. Lineage: Eukaryota; Ciliophora; Heterotrichea; Heterotrichida; Blepharismidae.